Molecule: messenger RNA, 912 nt
Organism: Diaporthe batatas
Lineage: Eukaryota; Fungi; Ascomycota; Sordariomycetes; Diaporthales; Diaporthaceae
Exons: 2
Coding region: 1-912 (303 amino acids)
Source: RefSeq, a predicted model, not a curated record
AUGGACCGACUAGACCAACUACGAGAACAGCUUAACGCUAUUGGAGCUGCGACUGACAUCCCACUGCAAGACCGGUCUCAUGAUCUUGCGACUGUGGCUGGGGACUACGCCGUCGAACUCCUGCGACGUAGUAGGCAACAGCGUUCAGACCAGAUAGAUCCACCCCCAUCAUAUAAUGAGACCAUGAACACAGCGACAGUUCCUCGCACAGAAGAUGUUGUCCCCGCCUCAGCAUAUCCUGAAGACCGUCAGAGGCAUUCUUCAAAUCCCUCAACGUCAUCAGCACAGCUAUACGCCGCCUCGUCUCAGACCACCAUCCCGCAGGCGGCUCAACCCACGGAGGUCACGCCUGAAGAGAACGGCCACACAGCAGAACAGCGGGAGAACCGACGAUGGAACGCAGAAAUGAUGCUCUCGUAUGCGGUGAGGGAACUUCAGGAGGUUCAUUCCACGGAGGCCUCGCCUGAGGAGAGCAGCCGCACAGCAGAACAGCGUGAGAUCCGACGACAGAACGCAACAAGAGUUAUCUCGCAUUUACUGAGGGAGAUGGGGGAGAUUCAACCCCCCGUGGAGAUAACAAGGUCCAUCACAAACCCCAGGUCGCGCUCCACGGCAUCAGACGCGGUCGGGGGCAGCAUUGAAGAUUAUCAUUCCGACACCGCGCUACUGGUAUUUCAACGAGAGCGUAUAGACAAAUUGGAGCGUGAGGUGGGAACUCAGGUGAGGACUAUCGAGAGCCUGCACCGGAAGGUGAACAUUAGAGAUGAGAUCAUCGAGAAAGAUGCUGCUUAUGUCAAGCUUCUGUGGGCUCUUGUAAAGGAAAAGGAAGAUCUGCUGCAAUAUGAAUGGAGCAAAUUGUCGUUCUGUUGUUUGAUGGUCAGCACCGGUAAAGGAGAAAUGAACGAGAUCUAA